This is a messenger RNA of Microthlaspi erraticum, 1488 nucleotides long. The record is from the annotation of a GenBank genome assembly. Lineage: Eukaryota; Viridiplantae; Streptophyta; Magnoliopsida; Brassicales; Brassicaceae.
AUGGAAGACGACAGUUAUUUCCCUGACACCGAUCUCGAUUUCAGCUUCACCUCCACAACCACAGACCGUACAUUCGCCUCAUCAAGCGCUCGCUCGAGUCUCACUCGCUCAAGCCUCACAUUAAGCUUCAACGACAGACUCUCCACCGCCACAACCCCUUCAACCACCACUUCCUCCGCUCCAACCACACUCCACCACCGUCGCUACGAUCCUCACUGGACAGCAAUCAGAGCCGCAAACACUCUCUCCUCCGACGGACGGCUCCAUCUCCGCCAUUUAAAACUCGUCCGCCACCUCGGAACCGGGAAUCUCGGCCGAGUUUUCCUCUGCCACCUCCGUGAUUGCCCUGACACCACCGGAUUCGCGCUUAAAGUAAUCGAUCGCGACGCUCUCACGGCGAAGAAGAUUUCGCACGUGGAAACAGAGGCGGAGAUCCUCUCCAUGCUUGACCACCCGUUCUUACCUACACUCUACGCACGAAUCGACGCUUCUCACUACACGUGUCUCCUCAUCGAUUACUGCCCCAACGGAGAUUUACAUUCAUUGCUCCGGAAACAACCUGGUAACCGGUUACCGAUUUCUCCGGUUAGAUUCUUCGCCGCCGAAGUCCUCGUCGCACUAGAGUACCUCCACGCUCUCGGAAUCGUUUACCGAGAUCUCAAACCGGAGAACAUUCUAAUCCGUGAAGAUGGACACAUCAUGCUCUCCGAUUUCGAUCUCUGUUUCAAAGCCGAUGUAGUCCCCACUUUCCGAUCUCGACGAAUCCGGCGAGUCUCGUCUCCUCCGUCUUCUCCGUCGUCGCAUCGGAGAUUGUUAAGAAGUCGCCGUAUAGGCGGUUGCUUCUCCGCGGCGGAGGUAGAGUACGAGCGAGAAGAAAUCGUGGCGGAGUUCGCUGCGGAGCCAGUGACGGCGUUUUCUAAGUCGUGUGUAGGGACUCACGAGUAUCUAGCGCCGGAGCUCGUCGCCGGAAACGGACACGGAAGCGGAGUAGACUGGUGGGCGUUUGGGAUAUUUCUCUACGAGAUGUUAUACGGAACGACGCCGUUUAAAGGUGGGACCAAGGAACAGACCCUGCGCAACAUAGUAUCCAACGAUGACGUGGCGUUUCCGUUAGAGGUUGAAGAGGACGGUGUAACGGAAGCGAAGGAUUUGAUCGAGAAGCUGUUGGAGAAGGAUCCGAGGAAAAGGCUAGGAUGCGCCAGGGGUGCGCAGGAUAUCAAAAGGCAUCCGUUUUUCGAAGGGAUCAAAUGGCCGUUGAUCAGAAACUAUAAGCCGCCGGAGAUUCGAGGUCUGGUGAAGAAGACGAAGGCACAUGCUGGUCACGUGAGUGCUGUGUCGUCGCCACGGAGGAGGAAGUGGUUGUGGUGGGCCCUAAAGAAUUUACUGCGGAGUAAAAGCUUGAAAGGGAGUAGCAGUAAAAUUCAGAGCAACAAUAACUACUACCAUUAUGUGGGUAAAAGCUAUGACGCAAGUCGCAAACGCGUUUAA